This is a messenger RNA of Strongylus vulgaris, 348 nucleotides long. NCBI's taxonomy places the organism in Eukaryota, Metazoa, Nematoda, Chromadorea, Rhabditida, Strongylidae. The record is from the annotation of a GenBank genome assembly.
GAAAUAUUCAUUUUCUCCAAUGUUGAUAUCCACAAAGGUUGUGUGGACAAAGUAAAUCCAUACACGGGUGUAUCGGAUUGCCCUCAACGUCGGCAUUUGUGCGAAAACCCAGCCUAUCGCCAACUUAUGGCAGAGCAGUGCCCAUUAACAUGUAACAAAUGUACACCUAACACAGGAAUGCCAUCAGGUGAGCUAGUGCACAUUUCGAGGAAGACUAUCAGUGUAGUUGUUAUCUCCAGGAUGCCGAGAUCUUGUCAACCCCCGAACGGGUUUAUCGGAUUGUCCGCAGAGGAGCUUAUACUGUCGAAAUGUCGCUUACCUCCAGGUCAUGAGAGAGCAAUGCCCUAA